This is a messenger RNA of Tupaia belangeri chinensis (Chinese tree shrew), 2727 nucleotides long. Its product is annotated as vomeronasal type-2 receptor 116. Gene Ontology annotation, molecular function: G protein-coupled receptor activity. The record is from RefSeq and is a predicted model, not a curated record. The transcript is spliced from 9 exons. Gene Ontology annotation, biological process: G protein-coupled receptor signaling pathway. NCBI's taxonomy places the organism in Eukaryota, Metazoa, Chordata, Mammalia, Scandentia, Tupaiidae. The coding region runs from base 1 to 2727 and encodes 908 amino acids. Gene Ontology annotation, cellular component: plasma membrane.
AUGUGGGAAUACAGUGCAUUUAACAACCUUGGCACCUGCCAGCUUCUGCCGCGCGGCGCAAGCAGCGGCUCCGGGGCGGCCGCACGCAGGGAUGCUCCGGGGGCGGCGGCAGCGGCCGGGUGGGCUGAGGCAGAGGACAGUGCGGGCCCCCGGGCCUCUACCCUGAGACAGCCGCCGGGCAGCACGCGCCGCCGAGGCAUCCCUGCAGUGCAGAAAAUUUUCAACAGAAUCACCGAUGCCUCUGCUCAGCGACUUGUUGAUAAGGCUCAGGUGUUGGUGUGCCGAGCCCUCUCUAACAUCUUGCUGCUUCCAUGGCCAAACCUUCCUGAGAAUGAGCAGCAGUGGUAUCAUUGGAGGAACUACCAGUUUGUACUGACUUUUCUCUUUGCCAUUGAGGACAUCAACAAGAGCCUCCAGUUGCUCCCCAACAUUUCCUUGGGUUAUGAUUUCUACAAUGCCUUUUCCAGUCACCGAAGGACCUUAAAGAGUGUUCUAUUUCUGCUCUGUGGAGGAAAUCAGACUCUGCCUAACUAUAACUGCCAGAGACAGAAAACAUCUAUUGCUGUCAUUACAGGAAACAUGCCAACAUUUUCAGCUGAAAUUGGAACCCUUUUGGAGCUCUACAAAAGCCCACAGGUCACAUAUGGUCUUUUUGAUCCUGUUCUAAGUGAUAAAGGCCAUUUUUCAUCAGUUUAUCAGUUGGCUCCCAAGGACAGCUCUCUGGCACAUGGAAUCAUCUGGUUGUUGCUGCAUUUUGGCUGGAGAUGGGUGGCACUCUAUGUAUCUGAUGAUAUGCAAGGGGAGUUGUUUCUUCAAGAUCUCAAGGCGGAGAGUAUAAAAAGGGGUAUCUGGGUGGCCUUCACAGAAAAGCUCCCUGCCACAACAGGUCUUUAUGCACAACGUGAUGUCAAUUUUAUGCCUAUGAUCAGAACUUCAUCUGCAAAUAUAUAUAUACUAUUUGGUGAUGAAGGAAGUGUCUUGAGCCUCGUAUUGGUAAAAGAAUUCUAUUUAAUUUUAGAAAAAGUGUGGAUAAUAAGAAAUCUCCACUCAUCACAAUGGGAAGACAUUUUUUAUGCCAAGUUUGAAAAACUAAACCUUUUCCAUGGAAGCCUCUUGUUUUCAAAUCAGGAAAGAAAAAUCCCUGGCUUCAGACAAUUUCUCAAGACAGUCAACCCUUCCCAAUACCCAGAAGACUUUUACUUCAGUAGACUUUGGUUUGAGAAUUUUAAUUGCUUACCUGCUGGAUCACUAUGCAACAAACUUGGGGACUGCCCAAUAAAUUCUUCCUUAGAGUUUAUGCCAUCUGGUAUGGACAUGAUGACUGUGUCUGACUCCAGUUUUUUAAUCUAUAAUGCUGUUUAUGUGGUAGCCCAAGCACUUCAUAAAAUGCUAUCACAGAAAAUAGAAAUGGGAUCUCCAGGAGAUGCAGAUCAGCCUGUGUUAAUUCCCUGGCAGCUUCAUCCAUUUCUGAGGAAAAGCCUUUUAAUAAGUAGUCCUGCAUACUACAUACCACUAGAAGAAAAAAGAAAUCAUAUGGCACAGUAUGAUAUUCAGAACCUUGUAAAUUUUCCUAAUGACAGUUGGCUGCUGGUUAAAGUAGGAGGUUUUAUUCACAGAAAUCUGCAUGAUCAAGGAUUGAUCAUCAAUGAAAAGAUGAUAAAAUGGCCUAUUCAUUUUAAAGAGACUCCUGAGUCUGUGUGUAGCCAGAGCUGUGGUCCUGGAUUUCAGAAAAUUACCCAAGAGGAAAGACCUGUUUGCUGCUUUAUUUGUGUUGCUUGUCCAGAGAGUGCCAUUUCAAAUCAAACAGAUGCAAAGCAGUGUAUCCAGUGCCUACCUCAAGAGUAUCCAAACAGGGGGAACCAGCAGGAGAGAACUUAUUGCCUCCUCAAGCCUGUGACAUUCUUGUCUUUUGAGGAUGCUUUGGGGAUGACCAUAGCCUGCAUGGCACUCUGCUUCUCUGUCCUUACAGCUGUGGUUUUAGAAAUUUUUGUGAAACACAGAGACACUCCCAUUGCCAAAGCAAAUAACCAGACUCUCAGCUUUAUUAUGCUCAUUUCCCUAAUGCUGUGCUUCCUUUGCUCCUUGCUUUUCAUUGGCCAUCCUAACACAGCCACCUGCAUCCUCCAACAAGUCACAUUUGCUCUUGUGUUCACUGUGGCUGUUUCCACUGUUUUGGCCAAAACCAUUACCGUGAUUCUGGCAUUCAAAGCCAUAAAUCCUGGAAGAACAAUGAGAUAUUUCCUGUUAUCAGGAGCUUCGAAGGGUGUCACUCCUGUUUGCCUCCUGAUCCAAGUGGAGAUAUGUGGAAUCUGGUUGGGAAUCUCUCCUCCUUUCAUUGACAUAGACUCACACUCUGAGCCCAGAAGCCUCAUCAUUGUGUGCAACAAGGGUUCAGUCACUGCCUUCUACUGUGUCCUGGGCUACCUGGGCUUCUUGGCAUUGGGGAGCUUCACUGUGGCUUUUCUGGCCAGGAACCUGCCUGACACAUUCAAUGAAACCAAGUUACUCACAUUCAGUAUGCUGGUGUUCUGUAGUGUCUGGGUUGCCUUUGUUCCUGUUUACCACAGCACCAAGGGGAAGUUAAUGGUGGCUAUAGAGGUCUUUUCCAUCCUCACCUCCAGUGCGGGGCUCCUAGGCUGUAUCUUUGCCCCCAAGUGCUACAUUAUUCUGAUAAGAUCUGAUAAGAACUCCUUGAAAAGUUUUAAAAAAAGAAGAGGCUCCAGAUGA